Rubroshorea leprosula is the source of this 737-nucleotide messenger RNA. The record is from the annotation of a GenBank genome assembly. NCBI's taxonomy places the organism in Eukaryota, Viridiplantae, Streptophyta, Magnoliopsida, Malvales, Dipterocarpaceae.
GCUGUUCUUCUCCUUUCUUCCCGCUGCAGCCACCCGAAAGAAAGAAAAAAAGGGGGGAACCAGCCAUGCUUUGAGAAACCGGUAAAGCUUGAUGAUUUCCCCUUCUUUUCUUGUUCUAGAACCUGAUUUGGAACCCAGAAAUCUCCCCCCUGCAAGAAGCUUCCGGAUCUGCUCUGCUCUUCCCUCUGCUGUCCGCCGGCUGCUCUUGUUUGUGGGGGUGAUUUGCUCCGAUUUUGGAACCCGUGAGCUUCUUCUCCAAAUUGCCGCCGGCUUCUCUUCUCCCCCUACAGCCCCGGUUUUAGCUGGAAAAUUCUAGUAUGUGACAGCCUUUUAAGGCUUAAAUUGUUCAUUUAGUUUGCUGGUUGUGAUGUCCGAAUUUGGCUAAAAAUGGGGGAUAAUUCCGGUAGCUUUAGGAUGAGAUUUAAGCAUUAAUUCAAGUGGGAUUUAUGUGAUUGAGUGUUAAUUGCUUGUUGUGAUUUUUGGAGAGAAAAUCCCGUGAGAUUAGCUAGUGUUUUGGCCAAUUUGUGAAAGUCACGGGUACUGUUCACGACACUGUUCACCGACACUGUUCACACCCCGAGGGCCAACAUUUAACGGGGAUUUAAGUGAUUAGUUUGUGAUAUAAGAAUGAAUUUGGAGAUAUUUGAUCAUGUGGAGAUUUAUGGAAAUAGUAUUGUGAUUAGGAGUGAUCCUAAUGAUGAUUUCAAUUUGAAUGCGUGAUAGUCCGGUAUUAAUUC